This is a messenger RNA of Dendronephthya gigantea, 1760 nucleotides long. RefSeq lists its product as uncharacterized. Bases 204 to 1697 code for a protein of 497 amino acids. The record is from RefSeq and is a predicted model, not a curated record. The transcript is spliced from 5 exons. NCBI's taxonomy places the organism in Eukaryota, Metazoa, Cnidaria, Anthozoa, Malacalcyonacea, Nephtheidae.
GCCUGCCUAAAAGCAAAUACGGACGUGUAAUACCACGAAAUCAAACUACCACGUACAGUGUGUGGGACAGAAAAAAGAGUUUUAACCAAAAGAAAAGACUUGAGAAGAACUUUGUAAAGAGAUCACAGCCAUUUAAGCGUCCUUGGUAUAAAAAUACUUAUUCCAUCUCGACAUGGGGGCCAAACAAUAUCUACACAGAAAAAAUGGCAAAUGAAGAUAACACUCAAGUUGGUAAUGAUGCACAGUGGAGUACCAAAGAAGGUGAAGAAGUUGGUGAAAAAUACGCUGGUGGUAAAGAUGGAGAGCAGAGUUGGAGUACCAAUGAGAGUCAGAAAAGUGAUGGAAUGUACCGUGGUGGUAAUGGUGAACAGUUGAUUUGUAGUACAAAAAAAGAUCGGGAAGAUGGUGGAAAGCAUGGUAGUGUUAGACGUGGGUGGUGGAGAUGGGGCAACAAAGGAGCUCAAGGUGGUGGUAAAGGUGGGCGGUGGAGUUGGAGUACCAAAGGAGGUGAAGGUGGUGGUAACCAAGGUGGGCGAUGGAGCUGGAGUACCAAAGUGGGUCAAGGUGGCACCAAAUUAGGCAUCGGUGGUGGGGGAUCAAUGAAUCUUGGAAGCACUGGUAAUGGUGGAUAUUUAUCAGCGAAAGGAAAAUUUGUAUUUUUACAAAGACUCGAAGAAUACCAAAAAGACGUUCUGAAAAUGACAAAUAAAUACCGUAAGAUUCACCACGCUCUGGCACUUAGCUUAGACACAAAGUUGUCCAAGAGUGCUAUGGCUUAUGCAAGAUUUUUAGCUAAAUAUGUAAAGAAAAUAGCACAUUCGAAGUUAUUUGAAGAUAUGAAAAUUGGCGAAAAUUUGCUUAUGAGCAGUGUUCCCAUUACUGGAGCUACUGUGGUUAAAACAUGGUAUGAUCAAGUGUACGACUAUGACUUUAAAAAACACAAAGGAAGAAACGAGGCGCCGUACUCCGCGUUCACACAAGUAGUGUGGAGAAGAACACGAAGUUUGGGUGUUGGGAGGGCUGUGGGGAGAGUUAAAGGACGAUUGUGGAUAUUCUAUGUUGCAAGAUAUUAUCCUACUGGAUAUGUGGGAAAAGUGAACUACUUUAGAAAAAAUGUUCACCGUGGAAAAUUUAGAAAAGGAGGACAAUUUGGUACAGCUGGAGGUAGUGCUGGAGGAUUUGGAGUAAUGGAAGACUUGCAAACGUUCGUAUCAUCUGCUCUCAAAACUCAUAACAUGUUGCGAAGCAUGCAUGGCGCAGCUCCAUUAAAGUUGGAUCCACGUUUGAGUAGACAAGCUCUGAGUAAGAGCACUUCAGACAUGAGUGGCUACAAACCAACAAGUGAACCUGGGAUGAAUGUUUUUGAUAUUUGUCAAGGCACAAUGUCUGGUUCUGGAGUCACAAAAGCAUGGUACCGAGACGCCUGCUUUUAUGAUUUUGAUAAGCAAGAAUCCUUGAGCCAGACUAAAUCCCAGUUCCUUCAAGUGAUUUGGAAGAAUAGUAAAAACUUUGGCAUAUCAUAUGUCGUUUAUCAUGAAGCAAAGAAGAAUUGCGUUCGUAUUAUCGCAUUGUACACUCCUCCCAUGGAAGAGUCAAAUGUCAAUCUUCAGGAUCAAGUAAAGAAAGGAACGUUUCUUGGAUGUUACAAUGGAAUGUUUAGUUAUAAAGGAGGAACAAAAAUAUCUCAAUGUGAUUGAUAAUAGCAACCAGUUAUUACGUUUAGAGAAUUAGAGUUUUUAGAAAUUAUCAAAAAUAUGAUU